CGAUUUACUACGCGAUACCGCUUGCCGGCGUCACUUCAUCGUUCUCUUCUCUUCUUGUGAUAGCGAAGGCAGUUCUAAUGGAGAACGGUGAAGAUUUUUCUAAAGAUGUCUCAGCAGAGCAUCAAAAUGGAUCAGGUGACGCUCCAGCAGAUAGUGGAAGUGCAGAAACGCCCGGUCGUGAUGACGAUAGAAAAUUAUUUGUUGGUGGCAUGAGUUGGGAAACGACUGAUAGGGAAUUGAGAGAACAUUUUGGCCAAUAUGGUGAAAUUGAAAGUAUAAACGUAAAGACAGAUCCCAACACUGGUAGAUCAAGGGGAUUUGCAUUCAUAGUAUUUACCACAACAGAAGCCAUUGACAAAGUUGUAGCUGCAGGUGACCAUGUCAUUAAUGGCAAAAAAGUUGACCCUAAAAAAGCCAAAGCAAGGCAUGGAAAAAUAUUUGUAGGUGGUCUCACCUCGGACUUGAGUGAUGAUGAUAUCAAGAACUAUUUCUCACAAUUUGGAUCGAUCAUUGAUAUUGAAAUGCCAUUUGACAAGCAAAAGAACCAAAGGAAAGGAUUCUGCUUCAUCACAUUUGAAUCUGAACAAGUAGUAAAUGAGUUACUUAAGCAACCCAAACAAACGAUUAAAGACAAAGAGGUUGAUGUAAAAAAAGCCACACCAAAACCAGAUCAAAUGGGCGGUCCCAUGAUGGGCAUGCGCGGUAUGCGAGGCAGCAGAGGUGGUCCUAUGAGGGGCGGUCGCGGUGGCCGAGGCGGUUACGGAAACCAGAACUGGAACCAAGCCUAUGGUGGCUACGGUGGUUAUGGCCAAGGAUAUGGCUAUGACGGCUACAGCCAAGGUUAUGACUACUACGGCAGUGGCUAUGGGGGUUAUGGAGGUUAUGAUUACUCAAACUAUGGCGGCGGUAACUACGGUGGAGCCGGCGGUUACCAAUCUGGUGGUGCGGCUGGUGGUGGCGGAGGCGGUGGCGCCAAACAAAGAGGAGCCGGCCAACGCAACCAAAGGUUCCAACCCUAUCAGAAGUGAGGCUGGUUAAUAUCAUAAGAGAAUAGUUCGUGAUUCAACAUUUUCCGUAAUAAGUCAUCUCAUCCUCAACUGAAUUUUCCAAUCAUUCCAUUUCAUCGCGGCGCUUGGAAAAUAUACCCGACAACGUACAAAAUUUUUAUGUUACAAGUCCAACAUAAAAGUCAACUAUCCAGUCGAGAUUUUUUUAUUUUCUUUUUGAUAAAUCGGUUAGGAAAUGUUAAAACAAUUUAGGAUGGUCUUCAAAAAUAUGAAUUUAUAUAUAAAUCAUAAAUUGAGUUUUGAGUUAGUCAAAGAUAUUUUCUCUUUUUUUGUAUUAUGUUUUUCUUUUUAUUUAACUCUUAGUAUGAUGUAAACGUAGUUUUUAAGUUUAUAUGUAUAACUUGUAUGAGUGAAAGGAGGCGUUGUGUACUUCCAUUGUAUGACAAAAUUUAAUAAAACGAUAAAUUUUGUGUAACUUCUCGAUUUUUUUUAUACAUAUUGUCCCAGAUUUUGUACAGAAAAUAUUUAAUAAAGAACCAACACAA
This is a messenger RNA of Diabrotica balteata, 1552 nucleotides long. Lineage: Eukaryota; Metazoa; Arthropoda; Insecta; Coleoptera; Chrysomelidae. The record is from the annotation of a GenBank genome assembly.